AAAAUUACCACACCACGCCCAAUACAACCAUGCCGACCUUUCAACAUGCCAGCCACGCUUCGUAUACGCAGCGGCCCGAACGUCCCAAGAUAUGGCGAUGGAUAUGCUGCAUGUGCAACGGCGACAACAGCUGCAAGACGGACAUUGGAUGUGCCAAUUGCAACAACCACUGGCGCGAUAACAGGUGCACGGUAUACGAGGCAGAUCCUCGCCAACGAAUGGCCAACUAGUUGUCACAAUUCUUACGGCGCACCGGAAUUUGACUUCAGACGGGCUUUUUGGCUAUGUCGAACUGAUUGCCUGGAGUUUUCUGUAGAUGCAUGGCUUUCCUAGAAUGUUUUUUCUUUGGGCAUCUUUCUACAUGUCUCAUUACUAGGUAUUCUGUGUAUGUUGUGUCCCCUCGUUUUCAUUGUUACAGUUUUUGUUUUGGAUGUCUCUUUACUGGAUGCAUGGCGCUGGUGUCUUGAUGGACUCUUAGUAACAAAUCACGGGUACAUU
Exserohilum turcica Et28A is the source of this 498-nucleotide messenger RNA. RefSeq lists its product as uncharacterized. Lineage: Eukaryota; Fungi; Ascomycota; Dothideomycetes; Pleosporales; Pleosporaceae. Bases 46 to 333 code for a protein of 95 amino acids. The transcript is spliced from 2 exons. The record is from RefSeq and is a predicted model, not a curated record.